Molecule: messenger RNA, 5082 nt
Organism: Mugil cephalus (flathead mullet)
Lineage: Eukaryota; Metazoa; Chordata; Actinopteri; Mugiliformes; Mugilidae
Gene: cramp1
Product: cramped chromatin regulator homolog 1
Exons: 20
Coding region: 398-3868 (1156 amino acids)
Biological process (GO): pattern specification process
Cellular component (GO): nucleus
Molecular function (GO): chromatin binding
Source: RefSeq, a predicted model, not a curated record
GAAUUAGAGUCUAAAAUCUAAAAAAUAAUUGGUAUAAAUGAUAAUAGAUGUAGUUAAGUGGCGCAUUAUAACACUGUCUUAUAGUUGUUACACAACUGGCGUUGAUGUGCAACUCGUCUUUAAAGCCUGAUUUAUUUUUAAUUUUUGUGUGUGUGUGUGUGUAUUAAUUAUAUUUACGAGCAGUUGUUGAAAAUAAAAGGGUUGUGCAAAUAAAAGAAAAGCCUUGUCAGCUGCAGGAUGUGCAUGAUUGGCAUAAUUUAUUUUGCAGACAUAAAAUCGGUGACGUAGUGUGAAGUCCAACACAAUCAAGGUUAAUAAAAACUAUCUCGCUUAUCGACGCGAAUGGGACUCGAUCGACGGCAGCUCGGUUAAAAGCCCUCGUCGGUGCGGUCGCAGCAUGACACUGGGCUCCAGGGAGGGUAUCGGCGUGGAUGGCAGGAGGAAUCCGACCAGAAAGCCCGGAGGAGACGAGGAGGAGAGCGGAGAGCAGGCGAGCGAGGAGCGCAGUACAAAGGGAGACGACGACGGGCUGGAAAUCCUUAAUCCAUCAGCCCCGGGUCUGAGCCCCGGUUCAACCCCGGCCCUGCCCGCCUCCUCCCCGCAGAACCGGACCGUGGAGCCCCAGACGCCUCCGUGCCACCACGACCAGCAUCAUUUCCUCCGAUCCAGCGUCCGACCUCCGAGCAAGAGGAUACGGAAGGAUUCAAUCGGCUCCACCAUCAAUGGACAUGGCGGGGCGACGAAAUCAAAAGGGGCAGAGAACGGCUCCUCGUCCCAGGCGGCGGUGGGACAGUCGGGGCCCGUGGCCGGCUCCACGUCGGGGGUGUCCAAGGCCUCCAAGAGCCACGGGUCCGCGGAGAAGGAGGAGCAAUCGGGAAACCAGAAGAGAGCCCGGCGGCAGUGGGAGUCCUGGAGCGCCGAGGACAAAAACAGCUUCUUCGAGGGGCUCUACGAGCACGGGAAGGACUUCGAGGCGAUCCAGAACAACAUCGCAAUGAAGUACAAGAAGAGAGGGAAACCGGCCAACAUGGUGAAGAACAAGGAGCAGGUCCGUCACUUCUACUACCGCACCUGGCACAAGAUCUCCAAACACAUCGACUUCGCCAACGUUUACUCCAGAGUGCUGAAGAAAUCUUCCCAGGAGCUGUACGGUCUCAUCUGCUACGCCGAGCUUCGCAAAAAAGUCGGAGGACUAAUGGACGAUAAGAACGUGGCAAAGCUGAACGAACUCAUCCAGCAAGGGGCCACCACCGUGCGCUCCAAAGGGAGGAACCUCCGAAUCAAAGCGCCCAUGUGCCGCGCCCUGAAGAAGCUCUGCGAUCCAGACGGAGUGAGCGAUGAAGAGGACCAGAAGCCGGUGCGUCUCCCUCUGAAGGUGGCGGUGGAGCUGCAGCCGCGCAGUAACCACUCCUGGGCCCGAGUCCAGAGUCUCGCCCACAACCCUCGCCUCAGGAUGGUGGUGGAGCUCCACAGGAAAGUCUCCAGCCUCAUCGACUAUCUGAAGCAGAAGUGGGCGUAUCACGACCAGAGGAUUCUGAAGAGCCUCAUGGAGAGGGAGGCUGUAGAGGGCGGCCGGUCCGACGCCACCUCCCCGAGCAGAACUCGUCAGGAGGAGCUGUUUCUCUUCCCGGCUGAGAGCAGCAGCUUGACCACGCUGCCCGGCGUGGCGCGCGUCGUCCACUCCAAGGCGUCCUGCACCGUGCACUGGUUAGAGAGCGGCAAAACUCGGCCUAAUGCCAAGGAACUGCCCGCGGCCCAGAUCCUGGGCAUCCACACGGCUCCGCCGCCUCGGACGGGCACCAAGGCUGCGCGUGGAGCCGUGUUGGGGGAAACCCGUCGGACUGAAGCCCCGAACCUCGACCCGGCACCGGACAGCUCGGCGAAAGUAGAGGAGAAGAAACCUCUUCCUGUCGCCGUUUCCUCUCAGCAGACUGUAGCCAGCAGAGAAGAGGCCGACGGGAUCGGAUCUUCUGAGGCUGGGAAGACGGCGGAGGUGGAGGCCGGCGGCGGCGGCGGCUUAGCAGCGAGCGGCGGGGCUGAAAUCUCAUCCGAUCCGUGCAAAGAGGACCCCAGCACCUCCUCCUCCUCCCCGGAGGCCAACCAGACGCCUCCGGCCAAGCCUCCGGCCGCGGGCCCCGAGGACGCCGUCUCGCAGGGUCCCACGCCGGCCGCCAAAGAGCGCACCGUGGAGCAGAUCCGGGAGGAGGGCUGGAGCUGCCGCGACGCCGACAGCGUCACCCUGGCCGAGCUCUACCUCAUGUUCGGGAAGCCGGGGAAGCUGCAGCUGGAGUACGAGUGGCUGCCGACGACGACGACGACGACGACGACUUCCGGCAACCAGGAGGACGGACAAACGCAGCCCAAACCCUCCAGGACGAACCGAGUGCUGCGCUGCCUCCUCAAGCUGGUGUCCACCGAGGUCAACCCCAAACCUUUGGCUCCAGAGCUGUGCUCCACGGCCACGUCGCCUCUGAAACCCCACCAGGAGGAGCAGCACCAGGCCCUCACCCCCCCAGGGAAGGGUCCCGUAGCGGGGGUCCGCAGCCCGAGCUGUGGCCGCCAGCAGGCUUCGGUCCGAGUGGCCAAGACGCACCUCCCCAACGCCGCCACCUCAGCAGGGGGGCGAAACCUCCCCCGCUCCCUGCUGGGGUCGAGCCCCGGCGGCGGCGGCGGCGGCGGCGACUCCGAAGGCGGCGUGUUCGCGGUUCCCACCACGCUGCCCCCCAACAGCUCACGGCACAACCGAAUGUUCUCCCCCAACAAGGAGGCCGAGCUCGCCUUCAGACAGCAGCUCGACUCCAUCAGCAUGCAGUCAGAUCUGUUCCUGUACAGACAGAAGAAACCUCGGAACAGGCAGCUCCGGAAACCGCUGGUAGUUCAGCGAACGCUUCUACCGAGAACCACAGGAGACACUCCUCAGCACGUCUGCUCCUUCUCCAUCCUGUCCAACUCCUCGGCCACAGGAACGGGAUCUUUCCGGCCGAUCCACACCCGUCUGGCUCCUUCCUCCCGCCCCGUCCCGUCCAAACCUUCCCCUGCGGCGUCCAGCUCCGCCGUCUCCAGCCAGCUCUCCAGUGCCAUCGACCUGGCAGCCAAGUCUGCAGGAAUCAUCCCGGGGAGUCCUGGUCGGGAGCUGGAUUCAGCCGCUCUGCUCACCUCCUCCUCCACCUCCUCCUCCACCUCCUCCUCCACCUCCUCCACUGCUCCUUCUCCUCCUCCUCCUCCUGUCCACGCUGAACCAGACUCACAACUCCCAGAGAACGGUCUUCCUCCGCCUCCGUCUCCAGGCGGCGGCGACUCCCUCCUCUCUCCGCCCAGCGUCGCCUCCCUCCUGGACAUCUCCCUCCCGGGUCCCCCCGAGGAGGCCCUGACCCCCGGGGAACCUCAGACGCACAUCAGCGACUCCAUCAUCGAGCUCGCCAUCAACUCCACCCACUACGGUGAGGAGGCGGCGCUUUCUCCGGCCAAACUGGGGAACGGCGACGGCUCCAAGCUGCUGACGUCGUCGCCCUCCGUCAGCCCGUCCAGAGGCUGGAUCCCGUCGCCGAGCCACGACCCCCAGUGGUACCCGAGCGACUCGUCGGACUCCACCCUGGGAUGCCUCCUCUCCAGCAUGGUGUCUCCUGAUAAGGGCAGGCGCACCACCCUCACCCCCUCCGGCCCCUCCAGCGGCACCGCUUUGCUCGGCCCCAGCCUGCUGGACUGCAACUCCCAUGAUUCCUUUCAAUCCCGCGGCCUUCCUGAUGUGGCAGAAAUGGACUCUCAGCUCGCCUGCAUGAUGAGCGAGAGCAGCGUGGACUACAUCGCCCGCUUCAACGACCUGGCUCAGGAGCUGGCCGUGACCGAACCCUCCAUCCCCCCUCCCUGAGAGGAGAAGAGCCAGACGGGACGGCGCCCCCCACUGGGGAGGAGGCCGUCUGGAAAGGACACGAGCUGUUUGUUUGUUUUUGUUGUUUUUUUCCCCUCCUCCUCCUCCUCCUCCUCUUCUCUCCGUCUCUGGAGAAAGACCAAACCCUUCGGAAAGCCAUCCCUGCCCUGUUUGUUAAAGUGCAAUAAGAACUUUGUUUAAACUUUUUAAGGUAAAAACCGCCCUUUAAAAAAAAAAAAAAAAAACACUUUAGAUGAACGUUUACAAAACACAACCUCAUGUACAGGAAACAAACUAUGCCAUAUCUGAACAAAACAUUUCCACCGAUCUGUCAUGUCUGUAUGUGUGUGUGUGUGUGUGUGUCUGUAUGUGUGUCUGUGUGUGUGUGUGUGUGUGUGUGUCUGUAUGUGUGUCUGUGUGUGUGUGUGUGUGUGUGUGUUUGUUGUACGCUCUAAGAUCCACCCGCAAAAAAAAAAACAAAAAAAAAAAGUGUAAAUCUGCCAAAAAAAAAAUGCCGACCUCUUCACUUCACGUGCUCUUUUAUUGGUUGGAUUUUUAGUCUCGUUGGCAGUAACUCUAAUUUAAUUUAAAAAAGAAACACGAGAAACGACAAAGAAACCUAGAUAUUAUUAUUAUUAUAUAUAAUAUUCUGCUGCGGCUCCUUUACCUGAUUAGCUCAAAACGAACAAAUGACUUGGGUGCUGUUACACUCGGGAAGCGUGUAACUAAAUCAAACACUAAAAGUCUUUAUUCCCUUUUUUUUUUUUGACUCGAGCUGACGAAACACUACGGGUGACGUUAGCGGGACCGGCCUCUCUGAGCUCUUGUUGUCAUUCCACUAAAUGUGAUUUAAAAGUUUCCUCCAGCACCUUCGACUUCACUCCCUGGUUUAAUGAUCAUCCCAGAGGAGUCUAAAAAAAAAAAGAGAGAAUAAACGACAAGUCUUGUCUUUCAAUUUGGUGUUUAUUUUAUUUUUUCCAUUUUGUUGAAGGAUUUCUAUGUUUUGUUUUGUUUUUUUGUACAAAAAAAAAAUAAUAAGGCAAUUCCAGUAUUCGCUUUUGUAACAUAGUGUAAAAAUGUUAUUUGGACUAUUUAUUGUUAACAUUAAAAUUAAAUGUUGAGGCGGCAUCUGAAAAGGAAAAUAAGCCUAUUAUAAGUUUUCAGUUUGUAAAAGGUGUUUUUAUUCUGUGUAUAAAGAUAGUUAUAAAAACCUG